This is a messenger RNA of Lucilia cuprina (Australian sheep blowfly), 2808 nucleotides long. It is a transcript of the gene Adcy2, whose product is annotated as adenylate cyclase type 2. The annotation marks the transcript as partial. The record is from RefSeq and is a predicted model, not a curated record. Gene Ontology annotation, molecular function: adenylate cyclase activity. Lineage: Eukaryota; Metazoa; Arthropoda; Insecta; Diptera; Calliphoridae. The transcript is spliced from 13 exons. Gene Ontology annotation, biological process: adenylate cyclase-inhibiting G protein-coupled receptor signaling pathway; adenylate cyclase-activating G protein-coupled receptor signaling pathway; intracellular signal transduction.
UUACCACAAUUUAUUUGUUCUAGACGAGUACACAUCACCAAACAAACGCUACAAUUCCUAAAUGAUAAAUUCGAAGUAGAGGAAGGAAAUGGAGGUAGUCGUGAUACUUAUUUGGCAGAUCAUAAAAUAGAAACGUAUUUAAUUGUACCACCAAAGAAACCCACCUACAUCACCCACAUAGUGCCACGUAUCACAGAAAUUAACUCAUCACAGGACAAUGUAAACAUGCAUCACGAUACAUCCAAUGCUAGCAAUCACCAUCACAGCUUUAGCAAUAAUGUGGAAGCCGAAGCAACAGAGAAACUUUUACCAGUGACAGUAGUAAAUUUCAAAACUUUAGAAACAACAGAAUUCUCCGGCAGCCUUAAAAUCUCGCCCACGGCUGCCGCUACAAAUAGUCCAGAACAUAAAUUGGGACAAUUAUCAUCGAGAACAUCAAUGUCGAUUAAAGAGGAAGAGGAUGAAGAUACGGUUGAAUUAAGAAAUCCCCAACAAGUACAACAGGAUGGUUCACUAACUCCUACUAAUUCAGGCAACCAACUGUUGUUGCAGAAAAAACGUUUAAGUGAUGGCAGUGAUGCAGCAAAUGCAAUCACCAAUAAUACUCAUGCUUCACUAACACCAAAGUCAUCAUUAACUUUACCCCAUAAUGAUGAUGCUCUUAGUGCUAGUGGCAGUGAGGAGGGGGCAAUUUCAAAUAGUGGUUCUAAUAAUGCAACUAAUGCUAAUGCACUUGUUGAAAAUCCUAUCGGAAAUUGUGAAUCAUCACAAUCAUUGCAGCAGGCAGCUGCAGUAGCAACAACUACAGCUAAUGGUGUAGUACCUGUUAAUGCAACAAAUGUUACUACAGCAGCAGCAGCGGCAGCAACAACAACUACAACCACAACAUCUAAUCCAGCUAAUACUGGCAAUAAUUUAUUGCCUGAAAUACCAGAGGCUAAAAGUCGUAGGAAAUUAUCUGUACAAGGCUUAAUAUCAUUUGCCGAUAGAAGACGUUCUUCGGGUGCCUUUAUGGAACGUAAAAUGUCCAUACACACCAAUGAAAGUUUUCGCAGUCAUGGCGGUCAUGUAACACGCAAUCGUCCUUCAUCGAAAAUGACCAAAUACGUUGAAUGCUGGGGUGCAGAUCGUCCAUUUGCCAAUAUAGCUGAAUCGAAAUUGGUGAAAAAUAUUGGUUUGGCUAGCAUAGCAAUGAUUGAAUCAAACUUACUGCCACCAGAGCGUAAAUGUUUUAAUUUCAAUUGUUUUGGACCGCCCACCGAAUUGAAGCCACUAACUAUGUGGUAUCGUAAUACACCGCGUGAGGUGAUGUAUCGGGCCCGACCCGAUACUCACUUUCGUUAUGAUUUAAUCUGUGCUUUUUUGCUUUUCAUAUCGAUAGCUUUGGUUCAAUUAAUAGUAAUGGAAGUAAAUUUUGCUUUAUUGGGUUCCUUGGCUGCCACUUUUAUAUCCUUGGGUUUGUUUUUGUAUUUAAGUAAUAUGCAUGUACCCGAUAUUGAAUCAUCUACAGCGGAUAGAAAUGGUCCUGGUCAAGUGGUGGCUAGUAGUCGUUAUUUACGUUUGGCUAUAUUUAUUAUAGCAAAUAUUUUAAUCUCAGCCUGUGCUGUGUUCAGUGUGAUAAACUUUACCACCGAUCCUGAGUUUAUUACCUCAAAUCUUACUUCUUCAACAAAUUCCUCUAAUGAUUCUUCUAUACCUGAUAUUGUUCCUUCUAUGAUUUUAUAUCCUGAUUUAAAUAUAGCUCCCAUAUUUCUCUUCUGCUGUGCCAUUAGUUUAGCUGCCAUUUCGGCUUUCUUAAGAUCGGGUUUUAUUCUAAAACUUUUCACCAUGUUUGUGGCUUUAGUUUGUCAAAUAAUUAUAUUACAUUAUAAUGAUUUAUAUGAAAGAUAUAAUUUGGAACUAAGAGCGGAUUGUUUACCCAUUGAGGUUAAAGGUUUUCUUUUGCUGCUAUUGGUAAUAGCAGUGUUACAUACUUUGGAUCGCCAAGGUGAAUAUGUGGCAAGAACUGAUUUCCUGUGGAAGGCCAAAUUGAAAGUUGAACAAGAAGAAGUGGAAACCAUGCGUGGAAUCAAUAAAAUUCUCUUAGAAAACAUUUUACCUGCUCACGUGGCCACACAUUUUCUACAUCAAGAACGGUCUACGGAAUUGUAUCAUGAAAGUUAUUCCUGUGUAGCUGUAAUGUUUGCCUCUAUACCAAAUUAUAAAGAGUUUUAUGAUGAAACAGAUGUGAAUAAACAAGGAUUAGAAUGUUUAAGAUUACUCAAUGAAAUUAUAUGCGAUUUUGAUAAGUUACUUUUAAAACCUAAAUUCAGUGGCAUCGAAAAAAUCAAAACUAUAGCUAGCACUUAUAUGUGUGCAUCGGGUUUAAGACCUGGCAAAGAAGAGGGCGCUACGCUUAUGCGUAAUUUUGCGGAUGAAAAGAGAACCGAAGAACAUAAUGUUGUAAUUUUAGUAGAAUUUGCCAUUGCAUUGAUGUCAAUUUUAGAUUCAAUUAAUCGUGAAUCAUUUCAAAGAUUUCGUUUACGUAUUGGUCUUAAUCAUGGUCCUGUCAUAGCUGGUGUUAUUGGAGCACAAAAACCUCAAUAUGAUAUUUGGAGUAAUACGGUAAAUGUAGCCUCACGCAUGGAUUCUUGUGGUGUUAUGGGUAGAUUACAGACUACUGAGAAUACGGCACAAAUUUUAAUGGCCGCCGGCUAUGAGUGUGAAUGUCGUGGUUUGACUUAUGUUAAAGGCAAAGGAAAUCUAGUCACUUAUUUUGUAAAGACACCAUUUGAUGGAAAAUUAUAAUAAUUUUUAAGUUUAAAAGAA